Megalops cyprinoides (Indo-Pacific tarpon) is the source of this 393-nucleotide messenger RNA. Its product is annotated as histone H2A-like. Gene Ontology annotation, cellular component: nucleosome. The transcript has a single exon. Gene Ontology annotation, molecular function: protein heterodimerization activity; structural constituent of chromatin; DNA binding. The record is from RefSeq and is a predicted model, not a curated record. Lineage: Eukaryota; Metazoa; Chordata; Actinopteri; Elopiformes; Megalopidae. The coding region runs from base 7 to 393 and encodes 128 amino acids.
UCUACGAUGAGCGGCAGAGGAAAAACCGGUGGCAAAGGCAGGGCGAAGGCUAAGAGCCGUUCGUCCAGGGCUGGACUUCAGUUCCCGGUCGGUCGCGUUCACAGACUGCUGCGCAAGGGAAACUACGCUGACCGCAUUGGGGCCGGAGCUCCAGUGUACCUGGCCGCGGUGCUCGAGUAUCUUACUGCUGAGAUCCUCGAGUUGGCUGGCAAUGCUGCUCGGGACAACAAGAAGACCCGCAUCAUUCCCCGACACCUGCAGCUUGCGGUGCGCAACGACGAGGAGCUGAACAAGCUCCUGGGCGGCGUUACCAUCGCUCAGGGUGGUGUGUUGCCCAACAUCCAAGCCGUGCUGCUCCCCAAAAAGAGCGAGAAAGCUGGCAGGGCCAAGUAA